Hydra vulgaris (swiftwater hydra) is the source of this 2149-nucleotide messenger RNA. RefSeq names its product protein disulfide-isomerase A4. Gene Ontology annotation, molecular function: protein disulfide isomerase activity. Gene Ontology annotation, biological process: protein folding; response to endoplasmic reticulum stress. The record is from RefSeq and is a predicted model, not a curated record. NCBI's taxonomy places the organism in Eukaryota, Metazoa, Cnidaria, Hydrozoa, Anthoathecata, Hydridae. Gene Ontology annotation, cellular component: cell surface; endoplasmic reticulum.
AAUUCUAAUCAUUUCACAUUGUUUACUGUUUAAAAAUUCAAGAUGAUGGCCAAAAGCGCAACGUGCCUUGCUCUUUGCUUGCUAUUUAUUACUAUUCAAUGCGAAGAUGUACCUAGUGAUAAGCCUUUAGACGAGUCAUCAGAAAAUAUAAAACAAGUGGUUGACGAACCAGUCGAAGAAGAUCAUGUAAUUAUUUUGUCAGAUAAAAAUUUUGAUGGCUUUAUUAACUCUAAAAAAUUUGUUCUCGUUGAAUUUUACGCGCCAUGGUGUGGGCACUGCAAACAAUUGGCUCCAGAAUACAGUAAAGCUGCUCAAAAAUUAAAAAAUAAUGACCCUCCGGUAUCACUUGCUAAAGUAGACUGUACAAAAGAAACCGAGCUCGCUAAUAGAUUCAACAUACAGGGUUAUCCAACAAUAAAGCUUUUUAAAGAUGGUGAACCAUCUGAUUAUGAUGGUGAAAGAGACGAAAAUGGUAUUGUCAAAUAUAUGAGACAACAUGCUGAUCCAAACUAUGUUCCACCAAAAGACUUUGUCAUUGUACUUGGAAAAGAUAAUUUUACAGAAAUCACAGAAAAGGAAGCAAUCAUGCUUGUUGAAUUUUAUGCACCAUGGUGUGGCCAUUGUAAGAAAAUAGCUCCACAACUUGAAAAGGCAGCAUCUGCAUUACAAUCUAAACAACCUUCUAUACUAAUUGGUAAAGUUGAUGCUACUAUUGAAAAAGAACUAGCUGAGCAAUAUGGUGUAACAGGGUAUCCUACUAUGAAAAUUUUUCGCAAUGGAAAAGCUACUGAAUACAAAGGACCCAGAGAGGAACCUGGAAUUGCUGAUUAUAUGCUGAACCAAGCUGGUGAUCCCACAAAACUUUAUGAAACAAUGACUGAUGUUAAAAAGUUCUUGAAAUCAAACUUAGACGAACCAGUGAUAUUAGGAGUUUUUGACAGCAAGGAUGAUCCCCUUUAUAAAUUAUACAUCGAUUCAAACAAUGCAGUGCGUGAUGAUUAUGUUUUUGGACAUACUUUUGCAGCUGAUGCAAAGCAUUACUUUGGGCUAAAAGUUAGUAGUAUAAUAAUUGCACAUCCUGAAUAUCUUCUUACUCAAUAUGAACCUAAAUAUCGUGCAUUUGAUGAUGCAUCAGGAAAUGAUAUACAAGUCCAAGCAUUUUACAAAGAAUACUGUGUUCCUUUAGUUGGUCAUUAUCAACAACACAUCGAGUCAAGGUUCUCAAAGCGACCAUUGGUUCUUGUGUUUUAUGAUGUGAACUUUCAACCAGAAUUCAGAUCAAUGACACAAUUUUGGAGAAAUAAAGUUGUACCUGUAGCAAGGAAAUACAAAAAUGCUCUUUUUGCAGUGGCUGAUGAAACUAUGUUUGAGCAUAAAUUAAAAGAACUUGGUCUUUCUGACUCAGGAGAAACUGUAAAUGUUGGUAUUUACAACGACAAAGGACAGCGUUUUGCAAUGAAAGAUGAGGAGUUUAAUGAAGAAACUUUAGAAGAGUUUUUGGAAGAUUUUUAUAAAGGAAAAUUAAAACCAGUUAUAAAAUCACAAGCUGUUCCUAAGAAAGUUAAUCCUGGUAAUGUACAAGUUGUUGUCGGUAAAACAUUUGAUAGUGUAGUCAUGGAUGAAUCUAAAGAAGUUUUUAUCGAGUUUUAUGCUCCAUGGUGUGGCCAUUGUAAAAAAUUGGAGCCUGUUAUAGUAAAAUUAGCAAAGAAAUUCAAAAACGAGAAAAAUAUAGUUAUAGCUAAGAUUGAUGCUACAGAGAAUGAGGCACAUGCUGCCUAUGAAGUGAGUGGUUAUCCAACUAUUUAUUAUGCACUUCCUGGCAAAAAAGACAAACCAAUAAAAAUGGACGGUGGAAGGGAACUUAGUGAUUUAGUGAAAUUUAUUGAAGAAAACUCUGUUGUCUUGAAAUCUAAAAAUGUUAAACAAGAACUAUAAAGUAUUAGUAUUUUUAAAUUAAAAAAAUAAUAAAUUUUUACUUGUUAAAAACUUGGGGACAAUUUAGGUGAUAUUUAUGCAUAGACGCCAUUUGUAAAUUUUUUAUUAGCGUGAAUAAAUUUAUGCAGUAUCUGCAGACAACGAAAACGAGAACAAAUAUAUUUUUGUUGUUGUAGUUUAUUAACUUUUCAUAAAUAAAUUAUUUCUAUAUAAA